UCGUUUGCUCGCUUUGCGCAUCGUUCAUCCCACUUCAAGCUUCUUCACUCCCUUCAUCCACUGCACGACAAAGACGCUAUUCAAGGCGCCGUCAGCAGCACUCGACAACUCAUCACUGAUCUACGCUUCAAUACACCGACAAUACGCACUCGACAGAUAUGGAUUUGCCAGCAACCAACGUCUCAAUGGUCCCCCAGGCACCCAAGGUGCCCAAGACUACGACUGAAAAAGAGAACACCCGACGCCUGAUUGUCGUCCUUGAGUCGGCCUGUCUGGAGACCUACAAGGUCGGCAAGGACAAGGAUGCCCGCUACCAGCUGCUAAACUGCGACGACCACCAGGGCAUUCUCAAGAAGAUGGGCAAGGAGGUCACUGACGCCCGUCCUGAUAUCACCCAUCAGUGCCUUCUCACCUUGCUGGACAGUCCCUUGAACAAGGCUGGUCUGUUGCAAGUCUAUAUCCACACCGCCAAGAAUGUUCUCAUUGAAGUGAACCCUCACGUCCGUAUCCCAAGAACAUUCAAGCGCUUCUCUGGAUUGAUGGUUCAAUUGCUCCACAAGCUGUCAAUUCGCUCUGUGAAUGGAUCCGAGAAGCUGCUUCGCGUUAUCAAGAACCCUAUCACAGACCACCUUCCUACCAAGUGCUUAAAGCUCGCAUUUUCUUACGAUGCGCCCGUUGUUGCCUUGAAGGACUUUUUGCCCACCAUCCCUGAGGACUACUCGAUUUGUGUUGCCAUUGGAGCGAUGGCCCAUGGAGAGGACAAUUUUGCCGAUCAUUAUGUGGACAAGAAGAUCGGUGUGUCCGGAUACCCUCUGUCGGCUUCAGUUGCAUGCGGAAAGCUUUGCUGCGGAGUCGAGGACCUCUGGGGGAUCGUCUAAAAGACGGUGAAUGAUCACGGACGAGCGCUUGAAAGAUUAUGGGAAGGGAACAGGAGGUUCAUUCAUUCUGAGGCGAUCAGUGAAUGUGCCAGGAACAAUGGGCUCUCUCAACCUACAGUUUCGAUACAGUUUCCUUUCUUUUCUUUUUC
This is a messenger RNA of Gamsiella multidivaricata, 1027 nucleotides long. RefSeq names its product Nep1-domain-containing protein. Lineage: Eukaryota; Fungi; Mortierellomycota; Mortierellomycetes; Mortierellales; Mortierellaceae. The record is from RefSeq and is a predicted model, not a curated record. Gene Ontology annotation, molecular function: rRNA binding; rRNA (pseudouridine) methyltransferase activity. The coding region runs from base 159 to 878 and encodes 239 amino acids. The transcript has 4 exons. Gene Ontology annotation, biological process: rRNA base methylation. Gene Ontology annotation, cellular component: small-subunit processome; nucleolus.